CGCUUUGUUUUUCUUACCCUUUUCUUGUUAUUUUUGUUGAAAUAACCUGCAAAAAUUAACACCGGAGUCCUAUGUUUGGUAAAUGCGCAUAAACAGGUAAAAAUUAUAUUUUUUAAUAAGAAAUGGGUGUAAAUUCAAGUAAUUUCAUGUUGGUUCCUGUCCAUAUUUUAUUUAUGACUGCAAUGAUGUGUGAUUUAUGAUUUGUUCCGUUGAGUUGUUUCUCCUUAAAGUCGGUUAAUUUAAAAUAGACCGCGAUCGCUCCCACCACACGCACUCGAUUUUCACAUUUCCACUUGAAACUUUAUUGCGGAAACCGAAAAUUCAGUCCACCAUCGUCGCUCUGCAAUGGAACGCCCGCAUCGCUCCUCGGUGCGUAGCCGCGGCUCAUCCUCCACCAGCGAUGUCCCCGCGAAAGAGAAAUUCAUCGACUGCUGUCGCAAAAUCGUCGCUUUCAUGUGCACACAAGUCGGUGUCGGCGGCCUGGUCGUCGGCUACACCGUCGUGGGCGCCUUCACCUAAUACAUCGAAACCCGCGAAGAAUACCCAAUCAUCGCCGUAGUAAACUCCACGCGCACGAAAUACGCCAACAUACUCUGGGACGUGGUGCGGGAAGAGAACGUCUUCAACAAAACAACAUUCAACCGCGAGGUGAAUAAAACCCUCUUCGAGUAUCAGAAUCUCAUGGUUGAUUCAAUCAAACGCGGAUACAACGGCCGCACCGUUCAGGACAUGUGGUCCAUUCCUGCGGCGUUGAUGUUUUCCCUGAGUAUCAUCACAAUGAUUGGCUAUGGUAACAUGGUACCACGCACCACAUGGGGCAAAACCGUGACUGUCAUCUACGCGGUUUUUGGUAUACCUCUCUAUGUAUUAUACUUUAUGAACAUGGGUGAAGUUUUAGCCGGCGUGUUUCGAUGGAUCUACACCUGGUUAUACGAUUGCAGCACAGAGAGGGAUGAAAAUGACCCACCACGAAGAGUUGUGGUGCCAAGUUCAGCGUCUCUAUGGGUGAUUGGUGGGUAUAUCGCAACCGGGGCGAUUAUUUUCGCCGAAUGGGAGAAGUGGUCCUACUUGGACAGCACGUAUUUCUGCGUGACGAGUCUGUGUAAGAUUGGCCUGGGGGAUUUCGUCCCCGGCGCGAAUAUAAAUGAUUUCAAAGUCGGCAGCCAGACGAAGCUGGUGGUGAAUUUUGUUUAUAUGCUGGUGGGACUCGGGUUGGUUGCGAUGUGUUACAAUCUCAUGCGUGAGGAGGUGCGGGUUAAGGUGAAGGAGAUGAAGGAGGACAUGGGACAGUGUCUGGAGGACACGAGGGUGCGGUUGAUGGCGUGCGCAAAUCGAUGUCGAAGUGAAUAAUUCUUCGAUACGAUUGACUUGUAUUGUUUUGUUAAUUUUGUGAACUGUAUGCAUUUAUUUAUUAGUUUAAUCCCUGAGGAAACAAGCGGCGAGAGUGUAAGCAGUGUGUAAAAUUUAUAUGUGAAACGUUAUAGCAUGCAGGCGGCCUCUGCGCCUACACCGUUGAGAUUAUGCGGCGUCGUGGGUUACGAGGGGCGGUGUAAUGACAUCGUCUAUUGCCGCCCCACGAUGGAAAAUGUUUCCAGCAC
Molecule: messenger RNA, 1598 nt
Organism: Dalotia coriaria
Lineage: Eukaryota; Metazoa; Arthropoda; Insecta; Coleoptera; Staphylinidae
Product: potassium channel subfamily K member 2
Biological process (GO): potassium ion transmembrane transport; stabilization of membrane potential
Cellular component (GO): plasma membrane
Molecular function (GO): outward rectifier potassium channel activity; potassium ion leak channel activity
Source: RefSeq, a predicted model, not a curated record